Messenger RNA from Caenorhabditis elegans, 2982 nucleotides. RefSeq names its product Pyridoxal-dependent decarboxylase domain-containing protein 1 (gene C14H10.3). The transcript is spliced from 12 exons. Bases 237 to 2441 code for a protein of 734 amino acids. NCBI's taxonomy places the organism in Eukaryota, Metazoa, Nematoda, Chromadorea, Rhabditida, Rhabditidae. The record is from RefSeq and is marked reviewed.
AAAAGAAUCAUGAGGCAAUGAAACAUAGAACGGAGAGCUCAUCAUUCAUGUUACCGUGCUCUUCGCAUAGAUUUAAAAAUCAUCCAACAUUAACUUCAACCAAAAUAGACGUCUCGUCGCAACAACACAGCCCGGCGUCCAAUAGCUCUUCGACAAAGUCGGAGGAUAGUGGCUUGGAUGAUGGACCAAAGAAAUCCGUUACAUCUGCCAAACCAAUCUCUCGCAAAUCUUCGCGAAUGUCGCAAUCGUCUGGGGUUUCACUACCUCCUGUGCUCGAACAACUAGAGCACAUGAUAAUUUCUGACGACUGGUUGGGCAGCGAGUCAACCUCCCCAUCAGGACUAAAGCAGCAUGCGCAAGUGGCAAAAACCAGGUCGAGAGAGGGACAGAAGCUUUCUGAAUUGGGAAGAACUUUGGUCACUUCGGCGUCACUCAAGUCUUAUAUUGAUCUUUUGAGUAGCCACCAUAGACAGAGCAUUGCAUCGUGGCUCUAUGGAAAUGUUAACCAUGUUUUUAGUAACUUGUUUAGAUUUGCGGACUCUCAGAUAUACUGCUCAGACCCGGAAGCAACAAUUUCUCUGUCAAUUAGAAAUGGAAUUGGACAUGCUGUCAAACUUGCUCUCAAGUCCUCUUAUGGAACCGAUCAUUCUACAAAAGGAUGGAGAGCAUUUGCUGAGCAGGGUGCACCAGUUGUUUAUGUAUCGCCAGCUCUUCAUAUGGAUCUCUCAUCAUAUUUGGCUUCAGAGUUUGGAAUUGCUGAUGUCACUAUUUUGCCGAAACUCGACUCUGAUCGGGGUGAAAUUGAAGGAAGAAUUGAUCAUCAUCAAUUCGAGAAAAUUCUUGACGAGGAUUUGGCUGCUGGAAAGAAGCCACUUAUUCUGAUUGGAGUUGUCGGAACAACCAUAAUGGGACAAAAUGACAUGAUUUCCAAAAUUUUAGAGAUUCGUGAGAAGAAGGCUAAAUUCUGGCUUCAUAUCACUGGACAAGCCAUUGCUGCUUUGACAUUCCGUGAACCAAACAAUAUUCUAGUUCAUGUACUAUCCCAAGUAGAUAGUAUGACGGUCCCUAUUGCUCUUUGGCUUGGCAUCCCAUCUGCACCAGUUGUAACCCUACACAGGCCAGUGGAAGGAUACAAAGCAUCGUACCGUGAGAAACUUGACACUCUUCCAUGGUGGGUCGCUUCCUCAUACCUCUCUGGAAAGAAGAUUGUUGACAUGAUCGAAAACGCAUUCUUAUUGAGCAAAGUGAUGUUGAAGGGACUUUCAGCAAUUCCGGAAGUUGAGAUGAUAGGUGUUGACAAUCCAGUGGAGUUGGCAAACCGUGUAUACAAAAACAAAUUCACUCCUCCGACUGUGCUCAUUUUCAAGUACAAUUAUGUUAGCAUCAAAAAUGCAAUUCAGCAUCAUAAAGAUUUGAUCCAGAAUAAUGACGAUCAUGAUGCUAUCGCAAUUGCUGAAAAGACACUCCAAGACGAAUUAGAAUACGGAGACUAUCUUAACGCAUGGCUCCGUGAUGGACUUCUCCCUGAAUCUCUUCCACUUGGUAUUGAUACGAUUGAGCUCGGAGGAAACUAUGGAAUUGCUUUCCGUUUUUGCCCAUUGGAGCACGCAGCAACAUAUUCGUCCCACAUUGAUCAUGUUCAAAGAUUUGUCCGCAAACUUACUGACAUUAUGAGAAUUGUCGAGUCGACAGUUGUUUCCAAACUAAAGUUCUCAGAGCUGAAAGAUGAUUUCCCAUCUCUUGUUCUUCUUCCAAUCCGUAACUGGGCAGGAAUUGGGGCUGUUUGUUACAUUCCUUCAAUCGUGAAAGAAACUAAUCCAGAAGACUGGAAUGACAUCCAGAAACAACAAAUCUCGCAUCUUAACUUGGAGCUCGUGCAUCAAUUGAAAAGCGUCGACGCAGCUUUCUCUUCCGGAGACUGCACUCGUUAUGGCGUCUCUUGUGUCAAGUUUGGCAUGCUUUCUGACGUGAAAGAUUUGCAUAACUUGGUCGAAAUGGUGGCUCAAAAGGGAAAAGAGAUUGAAAACAGCCAACAGUAUUUGGACAGCCUCGCGCAUUUGAUAAGACAAGGAAUCGAGGCCGCAAAUGAGGCACUGAGAAAGGAAAAUGAUCAGAGACUUCAAAAUGAGGGAAUGAUGAGACAGUUGCCAAUAAUGGGUUCUUUGGUUAAUUGGUGGUCUCCAUUGACUCCAGAAUCACAAAAUAUCAGAGGAAGAGCUUUCAAUCUGAAGACAGGAGAAAUGCAAGAAACUGAUGUACUUUUCAAAUCAAAGAAAAACAUGGACGCCACUCCACCAAUCACAAAAAAUGAAACUCCACAAAUUCCACACGAGCCCUUUGCCACAAAAAUUGAUGAAGAACCAACAUCCGAAUCUGAAACCGCGGUGACAGAAGAAGCUGUUAGCUCUGCUGAAGAAGCAAAACCUGUGGAAUCAUCUUAAUUAUGAAAAUAGAAAGUUCCUAAUCCAUCUGUAAAACGUUUUAUACUGGUAAUUUUGUGAUUCCUUGCAUUGCAUUGACUAAUUGAAUUGAAUUCGAUAACUGCAUUUUUCACGCCUGUUCUUGUGACUUUUCCCGUAGAUAUCUCUUGAAAGCGACUUUAAAAGUUGGGUUUUUAUUGGUUUCCAUUGUUUUUCAAUUGUUUUUUUUUUUCAAAUACUUUAGAGCGAAUCUAUUGAUUCAAAAGUUGUGACCGACUAACUGUUCGAAUUUUUAUAUACACUUUGGUUAUACUUUCCUCGUGCGUCUUUUCGUUUUCUGACAGUAUUCCGUGUUCAGUUUUCGCUUUCUGUGUUUUCUUCCCACAUAGUUUUUUGACUGGUUAGCCCCCUACUGCUCGUCUCGGUUAAGCCUAUUUUCCUCAACCUUUGAAAAUGUAUGCAACGUUUCAAUUAUUAGGGGUUUUGAAUUAAUAUACAUAAUUUAUUAUUGUGCAAUACAAAAUGACUGUUUGUUUAUAUUAAUAAAAUUGAUUGGGAUAAA